Molecule: messenger RNA, 415 nt
Organism: Suillus plorans
Lineage: Eukaryota; Fungi; Basidiomycota; Agaricomycetes; Boletales; Suillaceae
Exons: 1
Coding region: 51-413 (120 amino acids)
Source: RefSeq, a predicted model, not a curated record
CUUGCCAUGGCAAGCAGGACCCUGUGCAGCCUUACCACUCCCAUUUCGUCAUGAGAGACGAACAUCUGACGCUGCUUGAUAUCAUGGACAAAGGGUUUCCUCAUGCCGAGUUCGCAUUCUUAUCCACUUGUCAUACCGCGGUCGGGGAUAAAGAGACACCCGACGAAGUCAUUCACCUCGCAGCUGGUCUCCAGUUUUCAAGGUUCAAGAGCGUUGUUGGCACGCUGUGGGAGGUUGACAAUUUCGUCGCAAAACACAUCGUUGAGGCUUUCUACAAAUAUAUGUUCCACCCGAAGGAGGAAGGUGUCAUGGACUGCACGAAGGCGGCCUGGGCACUCAACUGUGCUACACACGCAGUGAAGACGAAAGUGCCGCUUGAGCAGAGGAUGGUUUUCGUUCAUAUCGGUGUGUAGUU